This is a messenger RNA of Pimephales promelas (fathead minnow), 2842 nucleotides long. RefSeq names its product adhesion G protein-coupled receptor G2. NCBI's taxonomy places the organism in Eukaryota, Metazoa, Chordata, Actinopteri, Cypriniformes, Leuciscidae. Gene Ontology annotation, molecular function: G protein-coupled receptor activity. Gene Ontology annotation, cellular component: plasma membrane. The record is from RefSeq and is a predicted model, not a curated record. Gene Ontology annotation, biological process: adenylate cyclase-activating G protein-coupled receptor signaling pathway; cell surface receptor signaling pathway.
GAGAAGUUAUACAGAGUGUUAUAAAUACGACGGAGGAAUCGCAGACCUACAAUUUUCCAAAUUUCAUUAUUGCCGUGAUUAUGGUGAACAACAUCAAGACAUCCGGCUGUCUAUCAAUCACGGCUCCAAGUUUGCUCAAAGAAGCUCUAAAAAUAGACACAUGGAUCCCAAUGGAGGCUUUCGAGCGUGCCACCCAGAAGAAAGUUGGAGUAGUUGUCUAUGAUUCAAAUCAGCAGUUUAAUAACCAUGAUGCUAUAGUGUCCAAAGUCAUACGGAUUGAAAUUCCUGGACCCGACAUUGUGAAUUUGACCGAUCCACUUAUAAUAAAUUUCACACUCAGUAAUUUCACAAAUCACACAAACGGAAACUAUUCUUGUCAAUACUAUGAUGAACAAGGAAACGAAACCUGGAAAACGGAUGGCUGUAACACCACUCAGCUCCCUGAUGUUGUGAAGUGCUCCUGUAAUCACAUGACUGCUUUUGCUGUGCUUCUAGUUGAGGUGAACAAUAUUGAUGAACGCCAGUGGGAAAUCUUGUCGUACAUCAGCUACAUAGGCUGCAGUCUGUCUGCGAUCUUUUCUGCUUUCUGUGUCUUGUCGUUCAUUUUCAACAGGAACGCAAGGGCAGAAGUGUCCAGCAGCAUCCAUGUGUCUCUGAGUGGCGCUCUGUUUCUCCUCAACAUCAGCUUCAUGCUCAGCGAAUGGACUGCCACACUGGGAAAGGAAAAAUUCUGUGUGUUUAUCGCUGUGAUGAUACACUACAGCCUGCUGUCUUGUUUCACAUGGAUGGCUGUUGAAGCCUUGCACCUCUACCUUCUUCUCAUCAGAGUGUUCAACAUUUACAUCAAAAACUACAUGGCCAAGUUGUCCAUGAUUGGAUGGGGCAUCCCUGCAGUUGUUGUUGGAAGUUUGCUUACAAUUCAAUUCACUCAUCCUCUUUAUGGCACCACAAAUGUGACAUUAUCAAAUUCAAAUGCAACAAAUGCAGUUUGCUGGAUCAAAGACCCUAUCGUCCUGUAUGGCGUGAACCUUUCCUACUUCACCGUCAUAUUCAUUUUCAACUUGUUAGUUCUUCUCAAAGUGUCCAGACAGAUCUUUAAGCUAAAGCAAGUGGAGAAAAACAAUCAUAAAAUACCAGUGAAGGACGCGGGAACAGUGCUGGGCCUCAUGUGUCUGCUGGGAACAACAUGGGGUUUGGUGUUUUUUGGCUUUGGAUAUACCAACUACGUUGUACUCUACCUGUUCUGCAUUUCAAAUACAACGCAAGGGGCUUCUAUCUUUCUGUGGAUGUGCCUGACAAUGACAAGACGAGACAAACAGAAAGCAGCUCUUACCAAGUCUUUAUCCACUUUGGACACCAUUGAGAAACAGAAGGAAUAGCCCAUGCCUAACAUUUACCACAUUGCCUUCCUACAACCAAAAUGCAUCAUCUCAAUAAGUUUUUUGAAACCUUUUUUUAAAAGUUAUCUCUCUUUUUUAUACAUUUGGUGCCACUAGAGGCACACAAUCCUACACUCAGUGAACUAUUUCUAUGGGAUAACCAUUUCUAGUGGUGUUUGAAACCAUAGUGGACAUUAUCGAGUACGCUCAUUUAAUCCAAUAAUGCACCACAUAUAUACACUCAAUGGCUAGAAUACCCAUAAUGUGCUGUGAAGGCCCUAAUAUACUUCAAGUGAAAUCAAAUAAUGUGUAUAAUUGUGUAAUAAGUGGGUGUGGCUCUGAGCCUUCUCAUCCAUUCACUCACUUGGUCCAUCUAGGCAAAGAAGACAACACUAGUUGUAGGUAAUAGGUAAUUCAACUGAUUAUAAUUGAAAUUCUGAUUCUAGAAAUAAAGAUAAUAUUCGAUUAAAUUUGCUCAGCUCAGCCAUUUCGAACUUCUUUUCACUCCCUUUUUAAAAAAAUAGACAAUAGUGUUUUGUUUACAUCACAGUUCGCCAGAGCCGUUGAGAUCGGUAAAGCUGCAGUUUAUUCCUAAUAUCUAACAGUUUAUAGUGUAGGGGUUAUAAUGUAGGGGACGGGACGCUUUGGAUUCUAGAGGAUGUGAGUGAUGUCAUCUAAAUCAUUGAUCCAUAUUGGCUGAAGUGAGAGACUGUGGGCGGGGCCUAUAGUGCAAUGAUGUUUAACUAUUCGUCGAUGUCUUACUCCGGAGGCAGUCAUUUUCAAAUCUAUUUGCCCAUGUGACGUCACAGAUCCACAAUAUCAAAAUAAGCUGUUUUUGAAGCUGGAUUAAAAAAAUGCUUAGUUUAUAAUGACGUUUUAAGCUCUGAAAAUGGUACAAAGACCUCUUAUAUGUCAAAAGAUCACGGCAAAUAUGAUUUCUCUUGUCAUCAUCACCCCUUGAAUUGUUUUCUUUAUCUCUUUAUUUUACCAUGUGAACCUUUUAUAGUUAUAGUUUUAGUUUAAAUUAGUUAUAUAGAGUAUUUUAUCAUAUUGAUAUUGUCAAUAUUGUUUGUACAAUUGUAUAGUGUGGAUGAGAGUAUAGGAGGCGAAUCAGAUUAAAAAGGACACUUUUUCCCUGUCAUCUCAAUAACAAAAAGUGUCCCAAAUCAACUUGAAUUUAUAUGUAUAAGAAUAAAGAAAUCGAACUAUGGGUUGGGAACUAUGCUUUUUAUAACAGCAAACAAGAAAUUACUUUUUGAACUUCUUGAAGAAAUUAAUCUUGUACUUUAGAGAAGUUUCGGUAUUUACUUUAUGGAUGUGGGUGAGUGUUUCCUUUGCACUGAUCAUAGUAAAUUAAGCUAAUUUAUUUUUCCUAUACUGUAAUUUAUUGCAACUGCAUAUUUCAUUGAUUUGUAAUAAUAAUAAUACAAAUGUAAAUGCUCUGUUUUACAAUCACAUAAUAA